ACUCAGACGUGGAGUUUUGUAGACUCUGUACUGGCUGAAGGGCUGUUGGCCUGCCUUUCUUUAUUUCUCUCUUAAAGAGAACCAGCGGGACUAUACAGCAGCAUUCAGAUUUCUCUGGACUGCUUGUGGGUGGGAACCAAGGAACCUUUUAUCCCCUGAGAGUACCAAGUCUCGCUGAAGUACCUGGCCCUGUAGAAAAAAUGAGCGAUCUGCUGAAUGAUGGCUCUUUCAUGUUCACGUCGGAGUCCGUAGGAGAGGGACAUCCAGACAAGAUUUGUGACCAGAUCAGUGAUGCUGUGCUGGACGCUCACCUGAAGGAGGACCCAGACGCCAAAGUGGCCUGUGAGACAGUGUGUAAGACUGGUAUGGUGUUGCUCUGUGGAGAGAUCACAUCUCGAGCCAACGUGGACUACCAGAAGGUGGUGAGGGACACCAUCAAACACAUUGGUUACGACAACUCCGACAAAGGUUUUGACUACAAGACAUGUAAUGUGUUGGUGGCUCUGGAGCAGCAGAGUCCGGACAUUGCCCAGGGGGUCCACGUCGACAGAAAGGAGGAGGACAUUGGAGCUGGAGACCAGGGUCUGAUGUUCGGCUAUGCCACAGAUGAGACAGAGGAGUGCAUGCCGCUCACCAUCGUCUUAGCCCACAAACUCAACGCAAAGAUGGCUGAACUCAGACGCAGCGGCACCAUCGCCUGGCUGCGUCCUGACUCUAAAACACAGGUGACAGUACAUUAUGAGCAGAAGGAUGGAGCUGUGAUCCCCAAGAGAGUCCACACCAUCGUGAUCUCUGUCCAGCAUGAUGACUGUAUUUCCCUGGAGGAACAGAAGAGGGUCCUCAAGGAGAAGGUAAUCAACACUGUGGUUCCUGCUAAAUAUUUGGACGACAAGACCAUCUACCACCUCCAGCCUAGUGGCCGCUUUGUCAUCGGAGGACCCCAGGGUGAUGCUGGUGUGACAGGCAGGAAGAUCAUUGUAGACACAUACGGAGGUUGGGGAGCUCAUGGUGGUGGAGCGUUCUCCGGCAAAGAUUUCUCAAAGGUGGACCGCUCGGCUGCCUAUGCAGCUCGCUGGGUGGCCAAGUCUCUGGUCAAAGCCAAACUGUGCAGGAGAGUCCUGGUUCAGGUAUCUUAUGCUAUCGGAGUGGCCCAGCCUCUGUCCAUCUCCUUGUUCACUUAUGGUUCCUCCCAGAAAACAGAGUCAGAGCUGCUCCACAUUGUCAACAAGAACUUUGAUCUGCGGCCAGGAGUUAUUGUCAGGGAACUGAACCUGAAGAGGCCGAUCUACCAGCAGACAGCCUCUUAUGGCCACUUUGGCCGAUCAGAGUUUACCUGGGAGGUACCCAAAAAGCUCAUCUACUAAAAACUCCACCUGCCUGUCCUGAUCGACUCACAUCGAGGCUAAACAAGAAGCCUCUUUGUGGGCUACAACUGCCAGCUCCAUCAUCUCCUGAUAGGACGUUUUUUAAUAGGAAGAAUUAAAGCCAAAGUUAGGGAUAUGUCAGCUUUAAAAAGGUGGUAACAUAAUUAAGUGGUUGUAGCCGAUGGACAUUUAAUGGGACACUGCUGAGGACAUGUCACAGAGCGAUCCUACCACCCCUCACAAAACAUCUAAUUAUUGGUGCUUUAGAAAUAUAUGUACAAUCAUCAUCAAAAAUCUUCCCUAUUAAAUUAAAGAAACACCACAGCGAAUAAAAUACUAUGAAGAUAAAUAUUGCUACCGCACUAGAGGAAGACUAUUUUACCUCAAAGCUGUAUAUGUUUGUUCACGUGACCAGUACGAUGUAAAGAAAUAACCUUGGUGCUUCACUUUCAAAAGUAGGUAUUGACAACAGCAGCGCUUUUCAUGCGAAGGUGAAAAGUGUAAUUAUUGUUUAACCAAAGGCUUGUGCUUUAGAAGAAAAUUGAAUCUUUUUGUUAUGAGUGUAAAAUUCCUUUUCGAAGUCUUAUGUUGUAAUGUGUGCUACAGGAAGCUGUUUGCACUGUUACAAUCAACGCUGUACAAGAAGACAGGUCAUUAAAAUGUGGGGAGAGCUCUUAUUUCAUAAACAUGUAUUACAGUCAAACGAAUGUAAAACAGCCAUGCAGUCUUAUGUUUUCAUACUGCUCUUCGUCCCUGUCAUCCUUUCAGCCUUGCUGUGUUUUAAUUUUAAGUUGCUUUUCAUUUCUGCACAGCUCCCCUGGUGGUUGAUUUGUAACUUUUUUUUUUAACCUUUAACCACGUCUGCUGCCGUGACUGAGUCUGUAAAUGUGACUCAUAUUAGCAAAUAACUACAAGUCUGAACUCUUAUUUGAUUGUGAAUCCAUCUCUUCUCUUUGCAGUGGAAUACAUAGCUGCACACUGCUAAUAUUAAAGCAUUAGUGAACCACUGUUUAUAUCUGACAGUCGGACAGCCUUCUCCUUCUAUGCCUCUGAUAUUGAGGUAAUUUCUUACUCACUGUGAAUCUAAAAACAUCUCGGACUAUUGUCAAGUUACAGUGCAGCUCUACUUUGCAAACAGAGAUCCUUCCCCUUGAAUUUAGAGGGUUUACCAAAAUAUUUCUCACAGGGCAUUUAGGUCUUUAAGUCACUGCUUAAUCACAAAAUAUUUCAUCUAAUUCUUUCCUUGUGAAACACUUCUGAUGGGAUUGAAGAAGUGUGACCAGUACUUAAUUUAAAACUUCAUGUCUGUAGAGGUUUAGGACUUUGUGAUAAGUGCAACAGCCUGUGCUUUCAUCUACAGUCGACAACGUUUUUGUAAGAGAGGCUUCCCUCCAUUUAAGGUUUUGACCCGCGCCAUCUUCUGUCAACUUUGUUGACAGGGAAACCGGACAAUGUAAAUAAUUAAACAAUAAAGAAAAUUAAAUGUA
Messenger RNA from Scatophagus argus, 2851 nucleotides. It is a transcript of the gene mat1a, whose product is annotated as methionine adenosyltransferase I, alpha. Lineage: Eukaryota; Metazoa; Chordata; Actinopteri; Scatophagidae. Gene Ontology annotation, cellular component: cytosol. Gene Ontology annotation, molecular function: methionine adenosyltransferase activity; ATP binding. The transcript is spliced from 10 exons. The coding region runs from base 201 to 1364 and encodes 387 amino acids. Gene Ontology annotation, biological process: S-adenosylmethionine biosynthetic process. The record is from RefSeq and is a predicted model, not a curated record.